AGGCAACGGCCACGCAUAGGACUAAUAAAGCAAACGUUUGGGCAGAGGCGAGCCAGUCGUGGACGCGAUAGAACGGCGCCGCAGGCAUCAAAUUUUGUACGCCCAGGCCACGCAACGGUGAUGUGGGACACAUCCCGCAACGGGCAAUGCAACAACCCCAACGUUAUAUACCGUCUGUAUCUGAUCUAUAUGGCACGGACGAGAUAGAACUGCUGCUGGACGAGAUACGUGAGCUGGAGCUGGAGCCGGUCUGCUGUCAGCUGGACGAUGAGCAGGACUUUGAAAUAGCUGGCAGCAGAGCCGGCGAGCUCUCGCUCUCACUCGAAUCGCCGCUGGGCACGUGCACCUCCUGGGACUCGCACGCCAACUACAAACAGCAACAACAAACGCCGCUGCCAUGGGGCGUCGCCCUACACUGUGAUCCGCAACACUUGAAAACGCCUACAGGGAUUGUGCGCAUACUACUGGUGUUAUCCUCGGCCGUCUGCCUUGCCUGCGAGUGCUCCGCGGGCACCGUGCAGGUGGGCCUCUUUCUACUGCCACUCAUCGGGCGCCUCAGGCUGAUGGUCUUCUGUGCGCUCUUCUCGCUACUCAUCACAUGCCUCAUGAUCUUUCUCGAUAUAUCGCACAUAGCGCUAAUGUUCCCAUUCAACUGGACGAAGGUGAACACGUGGAUGUACCUGAGCAUUGGUUUAAUAUUUAUUUUGAGCUCCACGCUGCUCGUCCACAUGGUGCUCUAUGCGACCGAGUACACCUGGGUAUCCAAGCACUCCAAGGACACGUUACUAGCCACAGGCCUAAUUGGCUACAUUUGCGCCUUGGAGGCGCUCCUCUUGUCGGGCAUCGCCUCCUGGCCCUGGUCGCAGUAUCGCCAGGUGCCCGACGAUGCCAGCGAACUGUUUAUCGAGGAUCGCGAAAUGACGCCGAUGAGCCCCAUCAACAGCACCGAUCUCCAGCUACAGCCAGACACUGGCCACAAUCUGACGCCCUAUCAGCACAGCAGCCAGACCAAUGGCAAUGCAACGGCGCCCGAUGCAUACAACCAACAACAACAACAACAAUCGUCCUAUAAUCAAAAGCCUUAUAUACCUGCCAAACGACCCAAUGAGCUUAAUCAGCGUCCGACAUUGGGUCACACACAAACCGCACGGAUAAAACCGAAUCAGCGUUAUCGCGAGGGCUAUCACUACCAGCCGGUUGCCACGUCCACGUCCCGCCAGAGUCCCACGUUCGUUGUGGGAGAUGAUCUGGGUGCCGGUCCAUCCACAUCCCGUUCCAAUGAUAAUUCUAGUGCGUGAUAGUUUUUAUUCCUCAGCGACAAGAGCAACAACAAAUUUAUAUAACAAACACUUUGUCCACAAGAAUAAUGUUGAGGUUGCAUUUUGGUCAAUGUAAAACAAAGAGAGAAGAAAACAAAGAAAA
Molecule: messenger RNA, 1422 nt
Organism: Drosophila arizonae
Lineage: Eukaryota; Metazoa; Arthropoda; Insecta; Diptera; Drosophilidae
Source: RefSeq, a predicted model, not a curated record